Drosophila montana is the source of this 710-nucleotide messenger RNA. RefSeq names its product transmembrane inner ear expressed protein. The record is from RefSeq and is a predicted model, not a curated record. NCBI's taxonomy places the organism in Eukaryota, Metazoa, Arthropoda, Insecta, Diptera, Drosophilidae. Bases 134 to 451 code for a protein of 105 amino acids. The transcript has 4 exons.
AUUGAGUGUGGCUUGGUUCCUGGCCAAGUGAACAGUCCGAAUUGGCCAGGCAACGCAGCCGGACGUGAAAUUGACGCUUAAAUAGGGCACGGGUUCAAGGCUAACAGUAAAUACCUGCGCGAAAAAAUAUAGAAUGGACGACGAUACCGAUAUCUUUGACAUAGAUCCAAAGGAAGCUUGGCUAGAAAAAAUCACCAUUGGCGGCUUUCGGCGCUGGCACAUCAUAGCCUCCGUGCUGGGCAUACUAAUGAGUAUUAUGAUAAUGGUCUGCUGCUGCAUACGCUUUCGCAUACCGCGCACCAAACAGGAAAUCGAAGCCGAUUAUCAACGCAAACAGAUAACCAAAAAGUUUCGCGAGAAAUUGCAACAGAUUAAAAACUCCGAAAUGGACGAUAUGGAUCUGCAGAAAGCACUUGCUUAUAUCAAAUUGGAACAAUAUGAUGAUCCCUAGAGCCUUUCUAUAAAUUUACAAAACGCAAAACAACACCAAAAAAAUACGCACUAUUGGAAUAAAUUUGUACUUCUAUACUAAUCCUAUAUAAGAAACCACUGCCAAUUCUGUGCGCGCAUUCAGAGCGACUAUCUGAACCUGCAGGCUAGUGUGGAAAGCAUGAACGAGAAGCAGAAUGUUAAAUUUAAGAUCUAAUCUGUUAUACAACUUAUAUACUUAUAUAUAACAUCAUGAUAAUAAAACUAGAGCGCAGUCCACA